AUGUCUGUCGCUGCCGAAUUUGAAACUGCUAAUGCUAAUUAUGCCGCCUCCUUCACUAAAGGGGAUCUAGCACUGCCGCCGCAGAGAAAAGUCGCUGUAGUGGCUUGCAUGGAUGCUCGCCUCGACACUGCCCGAGCCCUCGGUCUCGAAGAGGGCGAUGCCCAUGUCAUUCGCAAUGCAGGCGGUCGUGCUAGCGAUGCGCUUCGUAGCAUCGUAAUCUCGCAGCAACUUCUCGGUACCCGAGAAAUUGUCAUCGUGCACCACACCGAUUGUGGUAUGCUUACUUUCACCGACGAUGUGAUCCGAGGAAAGAUUCGCUCGGAGCUUAAGCAGAAUGCCGAUCAUAUUGCGUUCUUGCCUUUUGGUGAUCUGAAGCAGAGUGUCUUGGAUGACAUCCAGAUUUUGAAGGAGAGUCCUCUCGUCCUGGAUGUGCCUAUUACCGGGUAUGUCUAUGAGGUUGAGACUGGUAAGAUUGUCAAGAUUGGAAGUAGCUAG
Messenger RNA from Penicillium subrubescens, 495 nucleotides. Its product is annotated as beta-class carbonic anhydrase. The coding region runs from base 1 to 495 and encodes 164 amino acids. The record is from RefSeq and is a predicted model, not a curated record. Gene Ontology annotation, molecular function: zinc ion binding; carbonate dehydratase activity. The transcript is spliced from 4 exons. NCBI's taxonomy places the organism in Eukaryota, Fungi, Ascomycota, Eurotiomycetes, Eurotiales, Aspergillaceae.